Molecule: messenger RNA, 3423 nt
Organism: Tachysurus vachellii
Lineage: Eukaryota; Metazoa; Chordata; Actinopteri; Siluriformes; Bagridae
Product: Transmembrane protein 263-B-like
Exons: 3
Coding region: 140-538 (132 amino acids)
Source: RefSeq, a predicted model, not a curated record
CGUCACUUCCUGUUACAGUCAGCUGCAAAACAUAGCUAGAAGGUCUUAGGCACUAUUUUGUGCAGUUGGUUAUUUCUAUGUUAUAAUUGUGUUAUAGACACGUUAAAGACGCUCCUUAUUAUUACCAGUGACUUCAGUUAUGAAGGGCCCGAGCACAGACAGCGGCGAGAUGGACGUAAUGGACGAGAGCACUACAUCACCCGCCGAUCCCAACAGCGAUGACCUCCCACCGUACCUGCGCGAAGAUCCACCAGAAGAUUUGGACAAAGACCAUCCAAAGAGUGAAGGGGGCGUGGUCUGGAGAAUGACAGGAGGCCUGUUUAACCUGACCAAAGGAGCGGUGGGUGCCACUCUUGGAGGAGUGGCCUGGAUGGGUAGCAAAAGCUUCGAGCUGACCAAAGCGGCCGUGACCAGCGUCCCAGCAGCGGGGGUGGGAUUGGUGAAGGGCAGCGUCUCCGUGGUAACCGGUGGAGUCGGCGCGGUCGGGUCAGCCGUGGCCGGUAAAGUCACGACGAAGAAGAAAGACAAAUCCGAUUAGCAUGGCUGGACGGCUUGCUGCACGUUUACUUCGACAUUUCCGUUACUGUCUGAGCAGGUGUGUGGUCACUUGGUGGGGUGUAAGCAUUACCAAACAGUACAAGACGCUGAUCCUGAUCUGUUUUUCUGUUUUUACCGAAGUUGCCCUCUUGCGCCUGACGUUACAAACACUGUUAGCACUACAAAAAUAAAAAAAAAAUGGGCAAAAAGGGCAACUUCUGCGUUUACUGCUGGUCUGUGUCUGAUGAUUGGGCUCUCCUACUCUUUAUUUGUCUAAAAGGAAAAUGUUUAUUUGGUUUCUUUACUUUUGCUUUGUGAUAUUAGUGCUGAGGGACACGACUUUGAGGAGACAUAAAAUCACACAUCCCUUAGGAAUUCUAAAUCCAAUCCUUAGAAAGAAGAUCAAAUGUGAAUUUAUGGUGUUUAUGGUGUAUAUUAGGACCAAACAGUGUGAAUCUGAAGAUGAGUAUUACUGGAUCUCUCUCUCUCUAACCCUCUCUCUCGCUCUCUCUCUCUCUCUCCCUCUCUCUGUGUGUGUGUCUUUCUCUCCAUUUCUCUGUCUGUUGCUCUCUCAGUUACUGGAUCUCUCUCUCUCUCUCUCUCUCUCUCUCUCUCUCUCUCUCUCUCUCUCUCUCUCUCUCUCUCUCUCUCUCUCCAAACCUCUCUCUCUCUCAAAUCUAAAACUGACUCUUCAUGACUCUUCUGGGUCAGGAAACCAAAACCCAAACAAAAACAUUCAGAUCCCAAUCCUACAAACCACCCACUAAUCCUAUAAAGUCGCUGAUCAUUUUCUUAAACAACAACAACAACAAAAAAAUCGGUAUCCAUUUCAGACACAACACAUUUACUGUCUCGUAUCUUCAUGUCUUUGACAGAAUGAAGGAAUAUCGGGACACUAACGUUUACGUUUCCUAAUUCCCCGCUGAACUGCAGGAGACAAAUGCUGUAUAAUUGUGAAAAAUUGGGAUAUUUUACUUUCGGAUUUGCGACGAACGAAUACGAGUCACAGAAUGUCGUUUCUAGGCUUUUCAUCAGUCGUGGAUGGAUACGAAAAAGUCAGUCCCGUUCAACAGAUUUCCAGAGUUCAUUUCCAUAUUACUGUAAUUGUCUAAUCCUUCGUUUUGAUUGUUGCGAUCAUGUCACCUCUACCUGCAUAGACUUAGCUAGCUGACUAGCACGGCUGACGGCUAGCUAGCUAAAAAAAAAAGUCCCGUGAUAUUUUCCUGUUAAAUGUACUUGUACGUAAAGGCGUUCGUAUUAUAGGACCCAGUGAUGAGUAAAUCUGCAAGUGUGUCCUACAUACAAUCCUUUCUUUAUAAUUACAACUAAAUUUACAUUCUCACAGUUUUACGUUUGCGAUCAGGAAUCACACCCCUGACGCUUAUUCCCGUGACGCGUUGGUUUAAAAUCUUCAAACAUUUCACUACCGUUCACACAAUCAGCCUGCUGAUAGGAACUACUUUUAUCAGGGAUGAUAAUUAGCUCAGGCUGAUGCUUGGAAAUUCCAGAAUAUGAAGAACACAAGCCAAAGCGCAGCGCUAUUUAUUUCUAACGCUAGGAAAGUGCAACGUCACCAUGAAUUUAAACACACACGCACAAUAAAAACCCAGGGAUGCUUUUCAGACUCAAAUAACAUCUUUAUGUAUGACAAGGGAGCUCCACAGCUCAUAACCAAAAUGCUACCCAACGACUUUCUGCCUUUUGGUUUCCUCCCCCAGAGACGUUAUGAGGAGAGGAGAAAGAUUCAAGCACUCUUUUAUAUUCCAUAUCCUGCAUUAAUGCAACUGACGCUUUUUAGUCUCGGCUCCUCAACCUCCCGCAAAGAGCGAGGUCUUACCUGUCGAUAGUCGAUCCGUCAAAUCUCGUUACCGUUAUAGUUUGGGGGAUUAUUUUUGUUCAUUUCUGAUGGAUGUGAUUCAUAACCGAAGUAAAACUCUAGAUGUAUUCGGUGUAGCCUGUUUUUUAAAAGUUUGCCAGUUAUUUGCACAAAUAAUUGCUAGACUCCUAAUGUAAAAAAGUUAUGAGCUGUUAACCAAUCAACAGCCUCAGCAAACAACCACUGCUGGGUUCUAACACAAGGCCCUUAACCCUCACCUGUCCUUGUCUCGGGUUUGAUGGAUUAAAGUGUCAAAAAGUAAGCAUGAGAGCAAUGAACCAUAGUAGCCGAAAUCUCCGUUACGGGUCAACAUGCAGAUCUACGACUUUCUAGACCAUCGAUUUGUAAUUCAUUAAAUUGCCCCUGAGUUCGUCUGCAAUUACUUCUAACAGGAAACGACCUCAUUCUACAUCCCAUGAACCGCUCAACGUCGUCACGUGAUGAAUAUUGUGUCAGGUUUUAUCAGCUAAUUCUGUCCUGGCACGUUUACAAGACACCACACUGACGCUGUAUCGCUGUAACUCUGAACCAUGUUUAAUUCUGGAGAGAAAUUUGUUUUGGGAAUCUUAGCUGUUUCAUUUUGGGCUUAAUUAAGUAUCCUAUAGAAGUGUAAGAGAAAUCAGGUAGAGCAUGUGGUGUGAGAUGUAGUUACAGGAUGUAGAACGGUGAGUUUUAAAGCUACAAAUUCAACAGCAAUCCAUUUUCCUGUAUUUUCUCCCAAUCUACUGCAGUUUUUUUUUUUGCUUUCUUUUAUUUCUCUGCUUCAUGUGUGCUUUUUCUAUUCUUAUUUUCCUCUGCACAGUUCCUAGCCGGUCAUGCCGUGUUGCAUGCUCCUUCCUGUUCGUGUCGCCUCUUUAUCCGUCCCCAUGAUUGUAAUGAGUGACCUGUUUGUGUCCGAGGCUCUGUUACUCGAAACUGAACUGUAGAAAAGUCGAUUCUUUUGUCUAUUAUAGAACUAUUUUUGCUAAAUUGAUGCUGUAUUCUACGAUUAAAAGCAAUUCUGUAUUUUA